CUCGCCGCAGCAAUCGAAAAUAUAUUUCGAUUCAUAUAUCGCAAGGGAAACCAGGUGAUUCAAGGAAGAUCAGAUGGAUUCAAUGACAAGGGCAAACAUUGGACGUACGAGGUUAUGUCAGAGAGAAUCAUUCAUGCUGCAAGGUCACCUUGCGACACGAGUUCAGAGAGUAUAACAAUAUUAGUAGCAUAUGAAAUCCAACAGAUAGUCCAAAAUAGUAUCUUAAGUCUAUUAGAUCGUUAACCGCAUAAAGCGUAAACACAUAAAUAGCUGAUGCAAAUGACAGGCGGUGCCCUGGUACAAUUCUUCUAAACUGUUCAUAAAUAAGGAGAGAGUAAAAGAAGGCAGUGACAUAGAACAAGAGGGAAAAAUUAGGGAGGUGCCAAUAAUAAUGGGAAUAAGAUACUUGGAUUUGGGGUUGGGUCCGAAAUGAAUAUAAUUGAAUACCUCGUGAAGCAAAUAAGUAUGUCAUCUGCCCAGAACCUGUCUAGAAAUAGUUUGUUUUUAAAGCAUUUCAUGUUAAUUGUUCUUUAGAACUAUAGUGCAAACCAAAAUAUGUUACAAAUGGGUUAACUAAAACUUUGAAGAUGGUACAUGAAAUAUGGUAUUUAAAGAACAAUUUGUUUUGUAAUGUUUUUUAACAUUGCAUGUUAAUAAUUUUCUGCGAAGGGAGUAAGACAUGACUUAAAAGUUCUCAAAUGUAAUUAGUACUUUGACCAUGGAGCUAUUCUUAGCUCCAUGGUUUUGACUAUAUUGAUUUAGUCUGAAGAGGAAAAUGUUUUGGAAUAUUAUUUCUUACAUUUAUGAGCCAUAAUUAUUUAUUAAAAUUGAAGAAUUGAUACAGAGGGAAUAAGGACUGUAGAAGACGCAUGAAAUUAAGAAAUCACAUUGAAUGAACUGUAGAGAUGUUGAGGUAGCUGACUGUAUAAUGGAUUUAGUGGCUCAAGAGGAAAAAGAUACCACUACGUUGUCAGAUUCUAGAGAUGGGACUGCAAAGCAGACCACAACUGGUAUUAUAUUAAAACACAACUCAUCAGGCAAUGAAAGUAACAUGCCAGAGGCAAACCAAUUCCAAGCAAAGGAGAGCCUCAUAACAGGAUUUGAUGGUGUAGGUGAGCAUCCGUACGUAUGCUCCUUCUGCCAAAAGCGAUUUGCAUCUAAGGCGAGUGUGGAUACUCAUCAAUUGCGAGCUCACAAUGUCAAUAGUGAUUCUGCAUUAUCUUGCUCAAAAUGUGGAAAACUCUUUACUCGUCGUAGUGCCUUAGAUGUACACUUAAGAAUCCACAGUUCAGACAAACCAUUUCAGUGUGAGCACUGUGGAAAAUCUUUUACCCAGAAGGUUUCUCGUGAUAUCCAUAUUGCAAAGCACACAGGCAAAUAUAACUACCGAUGCUCAGUUUGCCCAAAGGCCUUUGCUUCGCAAGCAAAACUAAAUAGUCAUAGUUUUGUACACAAGACACCACGUUUUACAUGUGAAUUGUGUGGGCAUGGUUUUGUACGCCAGGACACAUUGAUAGUACACCAACGUUCUCAUAAAAGUGAACGUCCAUUUCAGUGCUCGGUCUGCUCUCAGACAUUUACUUCUCAAUCAAGGCUUCUCUCUCACAAUGAGAUUCACAGAGAGGAUCAUCCAUAUAGAUGCACUAGUUGUCAUGCUCAAUUCAAACAGAAGACGGGAUUAGCAGCACACUUACGAAGGCAACACAACAUGAAAGUAUCUAUUUCAAAUUCUAACAUGGAAUCAGAGCAAGUGAUUGAGCAUACACCAGAUCUCUUCACAUCGUCAAUUGACACUGCCCAGAUCACCACUCCAGUAGAAUCUGUACAACCUGAACUGGAUGAUAAAAAUUCAGCAUGUAAUGUAUCUCAGAAGAAGGGUUUGUUAUGUGCUCAUUGUGGAAAGAAGUUUCACAAGAAACAGAGUUUGAAGGAGCAUGAGAUGGAGCCUUCUUUUGAGUGUAACUUAUGUGGCAAACGAUUCCAUCGCAGUGAUGUUUACAAACAUCACAUGUUUUUGCAUACAAAGGAACGUCCAUUCAGUUGUGCACACUGUGGGAAAGCCUUUGCUUCAAAAACUAACCUCAGUACACAUUUAACCAUCCACUCUACUUCUAGUCAACCAGCUCUUGAAUUGCAGUGUGAUGAUUGUGGCAGAAAAUUCAAGCACAAAAACACUUAUAUUUUACAUAGAAAAACUCAUGUAGGAGAUUUCACUCACACUUGCACUACUUGUGGUAAGAAGUUCAUGAAGAAGAGCCACUUUGAAGGUCAUUUGCGAAGCCAUACUUCUAACCGCCCAUUCAUGUGUCCAACAUGUGGCCGACGUUACAAAGAACGAAAGCAUUAUGUUGAACAUGCUCGUAAAUCACACCCCAAUAAUUUCAGCUUGGCAUCAUUAUUUGCCUCUAUUGCUAAUGAAGAUGGACAAAUUGAUCAUAUGGCUGAUAUUCUAUGUCCUGCAGCUCCUUCCCUUCAUCAGGAGGAUAAUCCAUCUGGCUUAAACAUCUCUAGCCUACCAGACCAGUUGCAGCCCACUUUAGUGGAGAUUUCAGAUGUAGCUGCUUCUAGUAGUCUGGACCCAGGCUAUCUGCUAAAUUCUCAAGUUAAUGUGAAUGAAACAUCAAUUUCAAUGGAUACACCUAUGACAAACUUAGAAUUUUCAUCCCUAGAACCCAUGCUUCAAGAAAUUGAGAUUCCCAAUACAACACAAUUUCUAAUGUCAUCCAAUCAGCCGCAAAUAGAGAAAAAUACUUGUGAAGUAGUAAUGCCUGUGAACACAAUGUCUCUUACAGUCCUUUCAGCAGAAGACACAAGUUCAGUGCUUUCUCAAGGACUUGAAUCAUGACAGACUAGAUUAAAAUUGCUAUUUUGCCAGAAGAUAAAACUGUCUUCUUGUUUUUAAUUGUUACUGACUUUUAUGAUUUUGUAAGGAUUACUCUCAGUGGAUGUGAUGGUAAUCUAUAAGCUUGGCAGCUUAGGCUCAUAUAAGUUAAGACUUCUGUUUAUUAACGACCUUUAUGGGUCUAACAAUAUGUCAAAAAGGGCCAGUAGACCGAUGUUGCAGUAUUUAAAUAAAAUCUGACUUAUUGUGUAUUUCUGUUUUAAACAUCUUUCUUUCCAAUUGAGGACUAGUAAUGGGAAAUGCUUAAAAUGCCAAAAAGACAUUUUUGCAGUUUUUUUUAUGGAAACUGUUAAAAGCACGACAAAUAAUGGGAGAAAAAUUGGAAGAACCACAAAUGUUUAGUUAAACAUUCCUGAAACAAUGGAGAAGUGUGAAAAUUCCUGCAGCAAUGGUGUUGAAUAUGCUGCAUGUGCCUAGUGUGCCUAGAGAAGAGGAAAAAGAAUGUUCAGUAUAUGAAGAAUUAGAAACUACAGUCACUAUCGCGAGUUAAAAGGUAGUGAUAUGGAUGGAGAUUUCAGAGAUUUGCUUUCCGUAGCUAACACACAUUUAAAUUGCAAAAAUUUGGAUUUCAAAAAGCUUUAACAAUAUUGGCACCUCAAUAAAUGAAGGCAAACUUCUACAUAGAACGUCAUUCGAUAAUAAAGAAUGGACUGAGUUUGUGGAGUUGAAAAUGAGAUUCAAACUGCACAAUCUUAGCCAAUCAAGAAAAUAUUCCACACCUUCUAUUAAUUUAUUAUGAAGAUGAACAUUACAAGAUGAAGAAAAGACUUGCUGCCCAUGGUCCCAUUUCUUGAGAAAUACAGAGACCUUUAUGUAGCAUAUUUUGGUGAUUGUAAACAUGGGCAUUUCUUGGGGCAAAAGAAUAUAUUAACAAUUAUGUGAAUUUUACAAUGUCUUCUGUUCAGUACCCUAUCCUCCAUUGUUGUUCUAUAAUAAAUUAGUUCACGUUGUGCACUUGAAAGUGAAGUAAGACACUUCUAUCUUUCCCUUUCUUUCACAUUUUUAAAUGAUUAUUUUUAUAAAAUUACAAUAACUUUCAAUCUUUUUCACGUGAAGUGAUAGCAAUGACAAGAAAUUAUCACAACUUCCAAUGCACUGAGUAAAAUUAUUUGCGAUAUGAAUUCGUUGUUGUUUUUCUUCUUUUUUUCUGAAAUAGUAAAGUUUGGCACUUUUAAUGUUUCCCAUUUCUAGUCCACAAUUGUUUAGAGGCCGUCCAUAAAUUACAUUUUGAAAUUUGGAGUAUUUUGAAUACCCUCUCCCCUUGUAAUGCAUGCUUGAACCUCCCUAAAUAAUUGCAUAAUGAUUGUGACCCCAUCCCCUACUUUACAAUACGUAAAAAUUUAUUAUCAAUAGUAAAAAC
Molecule: messenger RNA, 4262 nt
Organism: Gryllus bimaculatus (two-spotted cricket)
Lineage: Eukaryota; Metazoa; Arthropoda; Insecta; Orthoptera; Gryllidae
Source: the annotation of a GenBank genome assembly